AUGAGGCAACAUCACACCGUUUUAGUCUCGCUCCUCCUCUUGUCGACGCUACUAGUCGCGUCCAUCGAGGCGAAAAAGGUGCUGGUGUUGGAGAACGACGUCGAGGGAGUACAAAACAUAACGAUUCAUUGUCGGUCAAAGGAGGAAGAUCUUGGUGUGCAUGUGCUGGAGCCGCACCAAAGUUUCCAAAGGGAGUUACCAAAUUCGUUGUUCAUACCCAAUUUGUACUAUUGUCGUUUCGAUUGGGGAGGAGAUGCUCAUUGGCUUGAUUUGAAUGACUACAGAUACGAAUGCCCAAUCUGUACUAAUGUCGUAUUCGGAGGAUGCGUGAUAUGCCGAUGGAGUAUCAAGAGAAAUGGGCCGUGUUUGGCGACUAAUAGUAAGGGUUCUCAAAGAUGUUACAGUUGGCAUAAAUAA
Messenger RNA from Linum trigynum, 417 nucleotides. The record is from the annotation of a GenBank genome assembly. NCBI's taxonomy places the organism in Eukaryota, Viridiplantae, Streptophyta, Magnoliopsida, Malpighiales, Linaceae.